GUCAAUGCCGGAAGAAUCAUCCACCACUAGCCGCCAUGGAAAUACUUUGUACUAAUUACAACCUAGAAAGUAAAAACCUCUCCUUCGCCAGCCAUUCACAAUUCCACAGAACCUCCCCCUCCCCAAACCAAUAUUUCCAUGGCUACCCAGAUCCUCUCCUUCCUCUUCCUCUUCGCCGUCGCCUUCCUCCUUUCAAUCAGUCCACCAUCCUCAGCCCAACAACAAGCCCCAUCUCUGACUUUCUCAUCCUUCAAAUCGUCGGACUCCCCAUGGAGCCCAGGCCAGAACCGAAUCCUUGUCUCUCCCAACUCCGUCUUCGCCGCCGGAUUCCAGCUACUACCCAGCUCCAAAACGCACUACAACUUCUCAGUUUGGUACCGCAACGUCUCCGGAAGUCCCAUCGUCUGGUCAACCAAUAAGGCCUCUGCGGUCAACGGCUCCGCAUCGCUUGUCAUCACCACCUCUGGACAGCUCCGUCUCAACGACUUCUCGGGCCGGAACUUGUGGCCGUGGGAUGCCUCAGGCCCAAACUCCAGUCUCAUCCUAAGCAAUGAGGGUAAUCUUUCUUUCGCAAGCUGGCAGAGUUUCAAAUUCCCAACAGAUACCAUUUUGCCGAGCCAGAUUAUAACUAAUACCACAUUAGUUUCCAAGAAUGGUAAGUAUAGCUUCGCAAACUCCUCGAAGUUGCUUUUCAAUAACACCGAUAGUUAUUGGGAAGCCGCAAAUGGAAGCCCUUUCCAAAUGCUCCAGAAUGACGGGAGAAUGGUCCAGAAUGUAGGGUCUUUCAUUCCUGCGGAUUUCGGUUCUACAGAUUUGCGAAGAUUGACGCUUGACGACGAUGGUAAUCUCGGAAUUUACAGUUAUGAUCCAGAUCAAAAAGCGUGGGUCGUUGUUUGGAAAGCAAUGCAAGAAAUGUGCAGAGUUUAUGGCACGUGUGGGCCUAAUGCUAUAUGCAUGAGUGAUGGCUCGAAUUCUAGUACCAAUUGUGCAUGUCCGCCAGGGUUUCGGCAGCGUUCCGGUGGAGAACAAGAAGGAUGCGACAUCAAAAUUCCGAUCAACAACCCGGCAAAGACCAAGUUCCUUCAGCUUGAUUAUGUCAAUUAUACCAGCGGGGCGAACAAUACGAAUCAGACUACUGCUAGGAAUCUGGCGGAGUGUCAAGCUAACUGCUAUAAAGAAGCCAAAUGUCUUGGGUUUGGAUUCAAGUAUGACGGAAAAGGUUAUUGCAAUCUUCAACUCGAACGGCUGCUAUACGGGUACUGGUCGCCGGGUACCGAGGCCGUCAUGUAUUUGCGCGUUGACAGUUCGGAGACAGACAUAUCAAACUUCCGCGGCAUGACCAAGUUGCUGGAAACGACAUGCCCGGUCAAUAUAAGCCUCCCUCUACCGCCCGAAGAAUCCAGCACCACCGCGAGAAAUAUAGCGAUAAUCUGUACCCUCUUUGCUGCAGAGCUGCUCUCCGGGGUGUUUUUCUUCUGGCGUUUUCUGAAGAAGUACAUCAAGUACAGGGACAUGGCUCAGACCUUGGGCCUCGAGUUCCUUCCGGCAGGUGGACCCAAGCGGUUCACAUACGCCGAGCUCAAGGCAGCCACUAAAGACUUCUCCAACCUGAUAGGCAAAGGUGGAUUCGGAGAUGUUUAUAAAGGAGAGCUCCCCGAUCACCGCGUCGUCGCGGUGAAGUGUUUGAAACAUGUUGCCGGCGGCGACGCCGAGUUCUGGGCAGAGGUCACAAUUAUUGCCCGGAUGCACCACCUCAACUUGGUUAGAUUGUGGGGGUUUUGUGCGGAGAAGGGUAAGAGAAUCCUCGUCUACGAGUAUGUCCCCAAUGGCUCCCUCGACAAGUACAUCUUUCAUUCUGCUCGGGCAAAUUCCAGAGAAGAUGGGGAGCUGGAAAUGGGUCCUCUUUCUGAAAACGGCCUGAACCCGAUACUGGAUUGGGGCGUUCGAUACCGGAUUGCGCUCGGCGUGGCUAGAGCGAUAGCGUAUUUGCACGAAGAGUGUUUGGAGUGGGUUUUGCAUUGUGACAUUAAGCCAGAGAAUAUACUCUUGGGGGAUGAUUUCUGCCCCAAGAUAUCCGACUUUGGGUUGGCAAAGCUGAAGAAAAAGGAGGAUAUGGUGAGCAUGUCACGGAUGCGGGGGACAAGAGGGUACAUGGCGCCGGAAUGGGUUAGAUCAGACCCGAUUACUGCAAAGGCCGACGUGUACAGCUUCGGGAUGGUGCUGCUGGAAAUAGUGACAGGCACAAGGAAUUUUGAGAUGCAAGGGUCCGUGAAGCACAGCGAGGAUUGGUAUUUCCCGGGGUGGGCAUUCGAUAAAGUAUACAAGGAGAUAAAGGUGGAGGACAUCCUGGAUCGUCGAAUCAAACAUAGUUAUGAUAAUCGAGCCCAUUUUCAUUUGGUGGAUCGGAUGGUGAAGACGGCGAUGUGGUGCCUUCAAGAUCGACCGGAGAAGAGGCCGCCGAUGGGGAAGCUGGCUAAGAUGUUGGAAGGUACGGUGGAGAUCACAGAACCAGGAAAGCCCACCAUUUUCUUUCUUGGGGAUGAAUAAAGUUUCUCCCUUUUGUUUCCGGCCUCGCGCCUUUUCAGCAUUUGUGUAAAUUAGCUUGAUGUUGUAAAACCGCUUUGGUAAAAUGCUAAAAUGUCAGAGUGGAACUUCAAACUUUAUCUUA
Juglans microcarpa x Juglans regia is the source of this 2668-nucleotide messenger RNA. Its product is annotated as G-type lectin S-receptor-like serine/threonine-protein kinase At1g34300. Bases 139 to 2547 code for a protein of 802 amino acids. NCBI's taxonomy places the organism in Eukaryota, Viridiplantae, Streptophyta, Magnoliopsida, Fagales, Juglandaceae. The transcript is spliced from 2 exons. Gene Ontology annotation, molecular function: protein serine/threonine kinase activity; ATP binding. The record is from RefSeq and is a predicted model, not a curated record. Gene Ontology annotation, biological process: protein phosphorylation; recognition of pollen.